AUGGUCCAAAUCGGUUGUUUUCAAGUGAAAAAAUUAAAAAAAUUAAAAUUAAAAAAACUAUGGCCAUUUCGACGAACCAAGCCUGGAACGGCUCCUGAAACAAUUACAAUAAUGGCUCAACCAACUUCCACUGAUCCAUUCAGAAUCUUUAACCAUAACACACAAAGUAACUCACAAGCUAAUAGUGACACACCAACUCCUAAUAUCACACAGAUACCAGUGCCAACAGUAACAGUUAAUCCGCUGCCAACAGUAACAGUUAAUCCGCCGCCAACAGUAGUACCGUAUAAUAUCACACCGCCCACAUCAGUUUCUCCACGCCUCACCACAAAACUUGAUUUACUUUCACCAACAGAUCAUGACUACGAAACAAUCUACACUAAAUUCAUGUCGCAUAUUCCAGCGGCAACUGUGAAGGGAAUCUUUCGUCUCGCAAUGCCCGACUCCAUCGUAAAUCGGCACGAAUUAAUGAAGAAAACGAUUCCAGUUCCAAGACAAACAUUUCACGGGACUAAACACCAAUGUGAUCCUAAUCGUUAUAUCACUAGCAAAGGAGAAGCGAAACCUUGUAGCAAUAAUCGUUGUGGAUUAUGCGGAAUUAUCAAAGACGGAAAUCGGUGUGAUAGAUCGAAUAAUAGUAUUUGGUCAGCCACACACGCCAGCACAUCCUUAUAUUACACACUUGUCGGCGCACCAAUACGAGUGAUGUUCGUACUUGACAUUCUCACACUUCUUCCAGAGAAUAAUGCCACUCCACAUGUUAUUCAAGAUGCGGCUACCAUACCGCGGUUCUUGAUAUUGUUUCAACAUGCAUGA
Molecule: messenger RNA, 816 nt
Organism: Ambispora gerdemannii
Lineage: Eukaryota; Fungi; Glomeromycota; Glomeromycetes; Archaeosporales; Ambisporaceae
Source: the annotation of a GenBank genome assembly